Messenger RNA from Teleopsis dalmanni, 2362 nucleotides. RefSeq names its product putative transcription factor SOX-15 (gene Sox15). The record is from RefSeq and is a predicted model, not a curated record. The transcript is spliced from 3 exons. Gene Ontology annotation, molecular function: DNA-binding transcription factor activity, RNA polymerase II-specific; RNA polymerase II cis-regulatory region sequence-specific DNA binding. Bases 123 to 2357 code for a protein of 744 amino acids. NCBI's taxonomy places the organism in Eukaryota, Metazoa, Arthropoda, Insecta, Diptera, Diopsidae. Gene Ontology annotation, biological process: cell differentiation; regulation of DNA-templated transcription; anatomical structure morphogenesis.
CUUCCAAGCAGCGAGGGAAAUCUAACGGAAUAAUGCUACAUUAAACAAAAUGUUUUUAGCCCUGUUGAAACUUGGAUCGAAACUUGCUGCUGCUACCGCCGCCGCAACAACGUCGUCGUAAAAUGGAACCCUCAUAUGAUCACGAACAUCCACAUCAUCUACUAACAAAUUACAACGCAAAAAAGUGUCAUCCAUUUCUAUCCGCUACUCAUGAUUAUAGUCAUCCUGCCGAUAUACAAGAACAUGGUUUUGGAGUAGAAGAGAGACUGCUUAUCGAUAAUUCAAAUGAAAUUUACUAUUUAAAACAAGGAAGUGAACACUCAUCAUCAGGCUUACAUUCUCCUGCCAUACAUUCUUCCAAUUAUGACAUAGAAAAUAUUAAAGAUGGUAGUCAAUCGACAACGGGUCACACGUCAAUGCUCUCCAGUCCGUUUUUAAGUUCAUCUUCUCCUAUUAUCGACACAAAUCCUCCACUUCUGGCUACCAAUUCUCCUAUGCUAAAUAAAUUUCUAACACGACCAAAUGUAGUUAAUAUGACAACUGAUAUGGAAGAUGGUCCAAUUGCUAUGGACUCAUCCAUAUGGAGCUAUAACUAUAAAGGAGACAUAUGUAAUACAAACUGCACUUAUUUGGAGCGACAAAAAUUGAGUAGCGAUAUCAAAUAUAGUUCAGGGAUAAAUCAGUCGAAGUGUGCCAAAGAAACAAGAAUUCGUCGACCUAUGAAUGCGUUUAUGGUGUGGGCAAAAAUUGAACGUAAAAAAUUGGCGGAAGAAAAUCCAGAUUUGCAUAAUGCGGACCUGAGUAAAAUGUUAGGCAAAAAAUGGCGUUCAUUAACACCGCAAGACCGUAGACCAUACGUUGAAGAAGCCGAACGCUUACGAGUCAUACAUAUGACAGAACAUCCAAAUUAUAAAUAUCGACCGCGCCGUAGAAAACAAUCGAAGUUACGUAAAUUACAGACAAAUAGUAAAGAACAGUCAGUGAUACAGUCAACCAAUAAUUUGACAAGUCAAAAGUUGGGCACACCACCUACAAUGAAUUAUAUCAAUUCAUUAGAUGACAACUUGUCAACUCAACUAACAACUUCAAAUGCUAGAGCGAUCUAUGAACACACGCUUAAGUCUAAUUAUUCAUCAAACUCUACAGAUUGUUAUAGUAAUCCAGAUACAUUGGAUACCAUUGACACAUUAAAUUGUCAUUCAAUGCAAAAUAAGGAACAAAACAUGAAAUUCGAUAUGCCACCAACACUGAAACAAAAUACUAAAGUCAAUAAACACACUGACAAACAAUCCAAAAAUAAAUCUCAGUCCAACUCAAAUGGACAAAAAGAUAUUGAAAAAGAUUACAAAUUAACAGAUAAGGAAAUGAAAUAUUCGCAAAGUUCAUUUCAGACCUAUCCCUUAGCUUCUUCCACUUCAAUAGCUGUUGUCGCUGGACGAGGCAUGUAUGUUACUUGUAAUAAUCGUGGACUUUUAGACAAUGGACACACAGUUAAAGGUACUUUCUACCCACCCAUACCAAUAAUGGAACGAGACAGCCCGCGCUCAAUUAAUAGCACCACUCUGCCUAGCACAACGCCUGCUCACAACUCACCAACAAACAUGUUGAAUGCACUACAAACGACAAAUUCCGAAAUAAAUUAUCGCUUAUAUCCACAGGAUAUUACUUCAAUCAACGUUAGGAAUAAUUUGCAUAACAACAGUCCAACGAGUUAUUUAGCCAUGCCAAAUCCAUAUACUUCCAAUAUAGUACAGUAUGAAGAAUAUUUACGUUAUCCAAAUUCCGAAAAUAAUUUAUCACCUAUAAUUUGUGACAAUUCACUAGUUGAAACUAAAAUUAAUUCCAACUCAAAACAACAUAAAUAUCCUGACACAAAUCAUAAUUACGACAGUUAUGAAAGUUAUAGCAAUGCUGGAGCAGAUUUACACAGUUAUUACACCCAACUGCCCUAUGCGAUCACUACUACCAAUUGUCCAUCCUCACCGUUGGCCUUUCCUCUACAAUUAACAAUACCAGUACAACAUUCUCAACAAUCUACUGAAAACUACGCACAUCAUCAGUCCGUUCAGAGCAGUUAUUCUCACUAUAAUAAUUAUCCCCCCGACGACACUGGUCGGAGCACUAAUAUGGUUUUACAGGAAACUGCAAUGCCUAAUAUACCGAAUGUUUCACAAAGUCUUCAUAUGUCUCCGAUACAAUCACAGAUGCACUCAGUCCCUGCCGUUACAGCCAUGGCGUAUUCUACACACAAUGACUGCAACAGUGGAUUAGCAGGUGAUUUAUUAUAUGAACAACGAAAGGAAGAAGAGAUCAGCAACAUUUUAGCAGGAGUACGUAAAACGUGUUACAGCAGCUGAAAAAA